CUAGACCAGCAGGAGGAGGGAGGGGUCAGAGCAGCUGAGGGCCAGGAGAGAUGUGAAAAACUCUAGGUGGAGACCAAGGGGAGGGCAGAGUGUGCCCUCAGUUCAUGUGCACGAGAGGGGAGCUGAUAUUUGCACAGUAGUCAGGGUCACAUGAGUGAUCAUGGUACAGCGAGAAGUUCUCCCUCCCAGGGCCAGGUCACAGGGUUUGUUUCUGUUCAAUCCGGAUUCUUCCAGUAAAAGCUUCAACUUUCCACAGUGAAGCUGAGAGCCUCCCAAAGUGCUGGCUACCUGCUGAGCGCCCCUGUAACUCUGACACAGUAGUAAUUUGAGCCUCUGCAAUUGCCAUCUGCUUCCUGUGAAAGUCCCUUCCGUGCCCACUGACCCUUGAGUGGGCCUUUGAGCUGCUGACGUUCAGCUGGAACUUGAAGGGACCCCCAAUGCUGAGACACUAUGGCCCUGACCUCAGAGUUGGGGAAACAGAUAAAACUGAAAGAGGUGGAGGGGACCCUCCUGCAGUCUGCAACUGUGGACAACUGGAGCCAAAUCCAGAGCUUCGAGGCCAAACCAGAUGAUCUCCUCAUCUGCACCUACCCUAAAGCAGGGACAACAUGGAUUCAGGAAAUUGUGGAUAUGAUUGAACAGAAUGGGGACGUGGAGAAGUGCCAGCGAGCCAUCAUCCAACACCGCCAUCCUUUCAUUGAGUGGGCUCGGCCACCCCAACCUUCUGGUGUGGAAAAAGCCAAAGCAACGCCCUCUCCACGGAUACUAAAGACUCACCUUUCCACUCAGCUGCUGCCGCCAUCUUUCUGGGAAAACAACUGCAAGUUCCUUUAUGUAGCUCGAAAUGCCAAAGACUGUAUGGUUUCCUACUACCAUUUCCAAAGGAUGAACCACAUGCUUCCUGACCCUGGUACCUGGGAAGAAUAUUUUGAAACCUUCAUCAAUGGAAAAGUGGUUUGGGGUUCCUGGUUUGACCAUGUGAAAGGAUGGUGGGAGAUGAAAGACAGACACCAGAUUCUCUUCCUCUUCUAUGAGGACAUAAAGAGGGACCCAAAGCAUGAAAUUCGGAAGGUGAUGCAGUUCAUGGGAAAGAACUUGGAUGAAACAGUGCUAGAUAAAAUUGUCCAGGAGACGUCGUUUGAGAAAAUGAAAGAAAAUCCCAUGACAAAUCGUUCUACAGUUUCCAAAUCUAUCAUGGACCAGUCAAUUUCCUCCUUCAUGAGAAAAGGAACUGUGGGGGAUUGGAAAAACCACUUCACUGUUGCCCAGAAUGAGAGGUUUGAUGAAAUCUAUAGAAAAAAGAUGGAAGGAACCUCCAUAAACUUCUGCAUGGAACUCUGAGCAAGAUAUAAACACAAUUAAAAGGUGGAUGGCAAGAGUGCAAACACUAUCUUCAAUCCUUCAGUCCCAGCCAGAAGAAUCUCUGAAAGCAUAUUGUGAAUGUAUAGGAUGUAGUACAAACGAUCUCUGUGAUGAUUAACAGUAUGUCACUACUUCAUUUUUAAAAAGGGAUCAUGUCUAAUGCCCAUUUUCCCAACUAUUCUUUCUGAAGUAAGAUAUAAGAUAGCUUAAUAAACUAAGUAAAACA
Cercocebus atys (sooty mangabey) is the source of this 1588-nucleotide messenger RNA. It is a transcript of the gene SULT1C2, whose product is annotated as sulfotransferase family, cytosolic, 1C, member 2. The record is from RefSeq and is a predicted model, not a curated record. Gene Ontology annotation, molecular function: sulfotransferase activity. Gene Ontology annotation, cellular component: cytoplasm. The coding region runs from base 451 to 1341 and encodes 296 amino acids. The transcript is spliced from 8 exons. Gene Ontology annotation, biological process: sulfation. NCBI's taxonomy places the organism in Eukaryota, Metazoa, Chordata, Mammalia, Primates, Cercopithecidae.